Messenger RNA from Naegleria fowleri, 1320 nucleotides. RefSeq lists its product as uncharacterized. The record is from RefSeq and is a predicted model, not a curated record. The coding region runs from base 1 to 1320 and encodes 439 amino acids. The transcript has 6 exons. Lineage: Eukaryota; Heterolobosea; Eutetramitea; Acrasida; Naegleriidae.
AUGGAACCAUCUUCGGAGCAAUCUUCUGCAUCGCCACCACCAACCGACCAAAAGGUUGCUACUGCUGCUGAUCGGGACAAUGAACAAGAGAAUAAAAGCGGAUGGGGUUGGGGAAGCGGUUGGCUUUCUUCAACCAUCGGUAAUGUGGUUCGAGUCAUGAACCAACAAACCAAUGAAUUCGGACAAAAACUGCAACAAUUAGUUGCUGAACAAGACGAUGAUUCAUCCACAACAACACAGACCACAGAGCCACCAUCUUCAUCGACUCCUCCCAAUGAUGAAUUAGAUGAAGAGAAUGGGCAAGUCAAUGACAAUGGUGGAGCAGCAAAUGCAUCGUCUCUCAUCGAAGAAACUGAAAAAACGAUUGAAAACUCUCUUAAAACUGCAGAGCAAAAACUCAAAUCUCUUUUCACUUCCUUUUAUAAUGAAACAUCUCAAUUAGUGGAUGAAACAGCAGAGCUGAAAUAUGUAAAAGGAUGGGCAUCGUCUUUUGGAAAAAGUGUUUUGCAUACUCUCGAAGAAGCAAGUAGAAUUCUGUAUGAUACUGAGGAGAACGAUGAUGGUAUCCAUAUCUAUGUCAACUUUAAAGAAUUAUUUAUCGAAUAUGAAGGAUUGAAACAUUUACAAGAAGUGGCCUCUCUCUCCAAACAGUGUAAUGAAGAAUUAGCCAAGUAUAUGGAAAAUAGAACCGACGAACAACGUGACAGAAUUGAAAAACUUUUGCGUGAAUUAAAAGACAUUCUUAUUGACUCAACACAAUUCAGUACAAAGGAAGUGGAAGAAAAGAAAGACUCUUAUCAAUACAUUGCGUCACUUCCUGUUGGAAAGGAAAUUUUAGAAAUGACCAAGGCAUGUAUUGAACUGUCAAAGAAUGCCUUUAGUAAUUUGGAGGAUGUCAAAGCGGAGUGUUAUAGGUCCCUUGCUAAAUUAGCGUCAUUGGCUUCAUUACAUAUUCUAAACUUGUCACAGUAUCUGAUCGAUGUAAAUAACGGUGGAAAUCUUCCUGCACAAUGGCAAUCAACAGAUCUAAAUGUCACCAAAGAUGCUAAACAAGUUGCUAUCAUUCUUAGAGAUUAUUUACUCUUUUUAUAUUCUCAACUCAUUGAGAUCAGCAAUCAAUAUACUGAAGCCUUAAAGAAAAACACAUCGAUCGUUGGAAUUAAAUUAGACGAGCAACGAAAAGAAACUCUUGAAAAACGAGCGGUAAACAUGGCAGCUCGCUUACAUAUUCAUAGUGAUAAGGCUCUUUCCAUCAUUAUUAGCUGUGACAAGGACUUUCUUGUCAUUCUUCAAUAUCUUGGUGUCAUUUGGACUGAAUAG